Molecule: messenger RNA, 531 nt
Organism: Nicotiana attenuata
Lineage: Eukaryota; Viridiplantae; Streptophyta; Magnoliopsida; Solanales; Solanaceae
Product: craniofacial development protein 2-like
Exons: 1
Coding region: 1-531 (176 amino acids)
Biological process (GO): chromatin remodeling
Cellular component (GO): nucleus
Source: RefSeq, a predicted model, not a curated record
AUGACUAUUAAGCUAGUUGUUGGAAGUUUUACUUUGAACAUAAUCAGUGCGUAUGCACCCCAAGCAGGCUUGAAUGAGAAAGUUAAUAGGCGUUUCUGGGAGGAUUUGGAUGAGAUGGUGCGUGGUAUUCCGCAUACCGAGAAGCUUUUCAUAGGAGGGGAUUUCAACGGCCACAUUGGCGCGACGUCUGGGGGAUACGAUAAUGUGCAUGGUGGCUUUGGUUUUGGAGAUAGAAACGGAGGAGGAACGUCUUUGCUGGACUUUGGUAGAGCAUUUGAUUUGCUGAUAGCAAACUCGAGUUUCCCGAAGAAGAGGGAGCACCUGGUCACCUUCCGGAGUUCGGUGGUCGAGACUCAAAUUGAUUAUUUACUCUACAGGAAGUCCGAUAGAGGUCUUUGCACGGGUUGCAAGGCAUCCCGCGUGAGAACCUCUCGACCCUCCAUAGGCUCCUGGUCAUGGACCUUGAGAUCACGAGGAAGAGGAGGAAGAGGGCGACGUAUAGCCAACAUAGGAUCAAGUGGGGAGCCUUGA